Molecule: messenger RNA, 552 nt
Organism: Telopea speciosissima
Lineage: Eukaryota; Viridiplantae; Streptophyta; Magnoliopsida; Proteales; Proteaceae
Product: cysteine-rich receptor-like protein kinase 25
Exons: 1
Coding region: 1-552 (183 amino acids)
Source: RefSeq, a predicted model, not a curated record
AUGGCAAGCAAAGAUAUCACACAACUUUGUCCCAAUCAAACAGGUGCAAUAGUAUGGUAUGAUUUAUGCAUGUUAAGGUACUCAGAUCAGUUCAUCUUCUCAACUAUUCAAGAAAAUCCAACUUGGUAUUUGUGGAAUGUCAAUUAUGUGUCAAACCCAGUUCAAUUUAAUCAGACUUUGGCAGAUUUAAUGAAUAACCUUGUGAACCAAGCUAUCUUUGGUUCUUCCACUCGAAUGUUUGCAGCUGGGUCUGUAAAUUAUACAAGCACCUUUGAGAAGAUUUAUGGGUUAGUUCAGUGUACUCCUGAUAUAUCUCAGAAUGAUUGCAAUAAAUGCUUAGUUGAAGCUGUUGGUGAUAUCCCAAAUUGUUGCAAUGCAAAGCAAGGUGGGAGAGUUCUCAUGCCCAGCUGUAAUUUGAGGUUUGAGCUCAAUGAUCCUUUCUAUGAAUCAAUUGCUGCUCCACCACCUCCAUCACCUCCUUCAACUCCUCCUCCUCUUUCCUUGCCUCCACCGGCAAACAGUACAGUAACACAGGGUAUGUUAUGCUUUUAG